Tetrahymena thermophila SB210 is the source of this 585-nucleotide messenger RNA. RefSeq names its product transmembrane protein, putative. NCBI's taxonomy places the organism in Eukaryota, Ciliophora, Oligohymenophorea, Hymenostomatida, Tetrahymenidae. The record is from RefSeq and is a predicted model, not a curated record. The transcript has a single exon.
AUGUUCUUGAUAAAGAUAACAAAAACUGUCUCUGCUAAGCAUAAAAUUGUAAAACAUGUUAAUCAAAUGAUGGUAAAAUAUGCCAAGACUGUAAUAAUCAAUACAAAUUAGAUGGAAAAGGAUAGUGUAUUUUUGAUUGUUUAGUAUAAAAUUGUGUAAAUUGUGCUUCAAAUGAUUAGAAUAAAUGUCAAUAGUGCUUACCAGAUUAUGAUUUAAGCCCAACUUAAAUUUGUGUUAGCAAAUGUUAAGUUUAAAAUUGCUAAACUUGUGAGUUAGGUAAUCCUUUAAAGUGUUCAGUAUGCAACGUUAAUUACCAAGUAAACUCAAGUAAAUAAUGUGAGUUAGUUUGUAAUGUAUAAAAUUGUUAAGAAUGCUAAUCUAAUGAUCCUAAUAUAUGUAAAAAUUGUGUUUAAAAUUAUCAACUUGAUAAAGAUAAUAAAAGUUGUUUAUGCUAAGUAUAAAAUUGUAAAACAUGUAAAUCAAAUGAUGGCAAAUUAUGUCAAGACUGUAACAAUCAAUAUAAAUUAGAUGGAAAAGGAGAAUGUAUUUUUGACUGCUUAGUAUAAAACUGUUUAAAUUGUGUGA